AUGGGUUGGGUGGUGAAUGCUAUUCAGAACACGAGGACAAAUGUAAGAUCUCUUUUUGAAUUGUUGAUAGCUUCUGAACAAUCUCUUAUCCUUUCAUGGAUCUUUGAAGCACUGGAUGGCAAGGUAUCACAACUUGAGCAUGUUUUCAUUCAAGGCAGCAAAGUCAGGUUUAUGGUGAUUCCAGAUAUGCUUAAGAAUGCUCCAAUGUUCAAACGUCUAGAAGCUAGAAUCAAGGGCAAGGGUUCAACACUUGGCGUUAGACGGGGACGUGCUGUUGCCAUGAGAGCCAGGGCUCAGGCUGCUGGUCGUGGAGCUCCACUUGGCAGGGGCGUUGUGCCACCUAUAAGGAGGUGA
This is a messenger RNA of Coffea eugenioides, 354 nucleotides long. Its product is annotated as small nuclear ribonucleoprotein SmD3b-like. Gene Ontology annotation, cellular component: precatalytic spliceosome; catalytic step 2 spliceosome; spliceosomal tri-snRNP complex. The record is from RefSeq and is a predicted model, not a curated record. NCBI's taxonomy places the organism in Eukaryota, Viridiplantae, Streptophyta, Magnoliopsida, Gentianales, Rubiaceae. The transcript is spliced from 6 exons. Gene Ontology annotation, biological process: spliceosomal snRNP assembly; RNA processing. Gene Ontology annotation, molecular function: RNA binding. Bases 1 to 354 code for a protein of 117 amino acids.